Molecule: messenger RNA, 1011 nt
Organism: Lithohypha guttulata
Lineage: Eukaryota; Fungi; Ascomycota; Eurotiomycetes; Chaetothyriales; Trichomeriaceae
Exons: 2
Coding region: 1-1011 (336 amino acids)
Source: RefSeq, a predicted model, not a curated record
AUGCCAUACAGCACUGCUACCGAUCCCAAGAAGACCCCAGAUCCAGAAGGGUUUGCGCACAAAGGAUGGGGUCCAUGGCAGCAAGGAAACCCAGCUAGGCCUACCCCUGGCCGACCUAACAACCCAUGGGGUCGCCCUCCUCCCACGUCAUCGCAACAGGGCAAUGACCCUUCGGAUCCUCCAUCUGUGAUAUCGACACCGGCGGCACAACAAGGAAACCAACAAGGAGGAUCAGGUUGGGGCCCAUGGCCACGUCCAGACGCUGGCACUACGACCACACUGACCACCAGCACAUUGACCACCAGCACAAGUACGACCACGACCACAACCAUCAUCGACGGUCCAGAGGAAACCUCAGGCUUCUAUAUCGAAGUAACCUAUUCAGGUCUCAAGCGAAGAUACAUGAAGCGUGGCGACACUUCCUAUGUUGGAUUUCUGGACGGUAGCGAUGAUGCAUCCGUGGUGACCGAGAAUCCAUACAAGUUUUUCUUCGACCGCCAAGGUUAUUUGAGGACUGGUAGACAAUACAUUGCCGCAGAUGCUUCAAGUGGCUACUUUGUGUUCGAGAAGACCUCUAGCAAGCCAGCGAGUGUACCAAAGUACAAGCUCACUGCUGAUGGCACGUUCACUCACGAGAGUGGAGGGUUUUGUGCGACCACCUCGAACUUCUUCGUUACCUUCGGCAGCGCUCCAGGCAAUUGCAGACCAGUGACCUGCAGAUCUAGAAAAGAUCUAGGACCAGUGGUUACUACUACAACCUCAAGCAUUACCAUCACCAGCACUUCUACUAGUAGUACCUCUUCUAUCACAUCCUCGACUACAAGUCCUCCCACGACAACUACUACAACCACAACCACAAGCACGGAUACUAUCACCACGACUACCACCACAGCCGACCCGUCUGCGGACCUGGAUUACCCAGACCCAACUCCAAAACCCGGUUCAGGACGUGGCUUCAGGUUCGAACGAUCUGCUGAUUGUGAUGAGGAUUCUCAGUGUGAUGACAACUGA